Messenger RNA from Physella acuta, 1397 nucleotides. Its product is annotated as pre-mRNA-splicing factor 18. Gene Ontology annotation, biological process: RNA splicing; generation of catalytic spliceosome for second transesterification step. Lineage: Eukaryota; Metazoa; Mollusca; Gastropoda; Physidae. The record is from RefSeq and is a predicted model, not a curated record. Gene Ontology annotation, cellular component: U2-type post-spliceosomal complex; U4/U6 x U5 tri-snRNP complex; U5 snRNP.
UAGCAUUUAGUAAGAUAGGCCCUAGAUUCUAGAUUUAGUAGGCCUAAUGAUAAUAGAUCUAGAUCUAGAAUACUACUCGUAGUUACUGGCACUAAAAUAGUUCUCAAGACCUGCUUCAAGAAGAAAAGUAGAAAUAACUCUCGUGAUUUCAACUUGUUUAGUUGAAAACUUUUCACACAUCUUGAAAAGAAAACACACACAAAAAAAACAAACAACCAAAAGCAUAAAAAUGAUAUAACCAAAAAUAAAUUGUUUCUUGCUAUUAAACCCUAAUGCUGCAGGCCUAAUUAUUAAUUAAAAUUACUCUCAUGCCCAUUGGACAGUAAAAUGGAUGUUUUAAAAGCUGAAAUUGAAAGAAAGAAACGUCAGCUUGAAGAAAGCAGUUUAAUUAAGAAUCCAAAGCAAAAAUAUUUUAAACGAGCAGACCUUGCCAGCAAACAAGCAGAAGAGUAUUGGAAGAAAUCUAGUAAUGUGGUCAAAUCAGAGUACGUCAGUCAGAAGAAUGAAGGUAUAGUCCCAGCUGUUAGCAAUGUGGAUGGAAAAACUGACAGACAAGCCCAGCUGCCAAGGAAAGAGGUGGUGAGGAAGCUGCGUGAGAGAGGGGAACCCAUCCGCCUCUUUGGUGAAGAUGACUUUGAUGCUUACAAAAGGUUGAAGAAACUUGAAACCUCUGAGCCAGAUAUUAAGGGUGAAGGCUAUUCUAAUGACUUCCAAGCAGCCAUGGAGAAGGUGGAUGAAGACUAUUUGAAUGAAAUCAUCAAAUCUACUGGCAAAGAGGAAGUCAAUACCAGCAAUGAUGUGUCAGUCAAGGAUGAUGGAACAACUCAAGAAGAUAUCAACAGAAUGAGACAAGAGCUUGGUCAGGGUGACAAAGAUAAAGAUCAUGAAAUUGUGCUCAGAUUUUUUAAGUUUGUCUUGAAGAAGUGGGGAGAGCAGCUGAACACCCGCCCUGAAGAAGAGAAGAGGACUAUCAAAGGGAAGGUAGCCAGUGCUACCCACUCACAGACUGUUGCCUACCUCAAGCCCUUAUUCAGGAAGCUCAAAUACAAGGACAUUGAUGAAGGUUUGUUGGAGAGUAUUGUGGAGAUAGUCCAGUACAUGAUGGACAAGAACUACAUCAAGGCCAAUGACUCUUAUCUUGAGAUGGCUAUUGGAAAUGCUCCCUGGCCUAUUGGCGUCACUAUGGUGGGUAUCCAUGCCCGUACAGGCAGAGAGAAGAUUUCUUCACGUUAUGUGGCGCACGUGUUGAAUGAUGAAACACAGCGCAAGUAUAUCCAGGCUGUAAAAAGACUGAUGACACAGUGCCAGAACCUGUUUCCAACAGACCCCUCUCGCAGCUACAACUUCCUCAGAACUAGCAGCUCCUGAUAUUUGGUUAUUAAAGUUCACAAUCACUU